AUGGCGCAGCUGUGUGGGCUGAGGCGGUACUGGGCACUCCUCACCCUGCUGGCAUCGCUGCUCCUCUCCCGUGUUUCUCCAGCCACACACAGCUGCACAGACUUUUGCCGAGUUUCGAAGAGUGUGGGAAAAUGCCGGGCCUCCAUCCCUAGGUGGUGGUACAAUGUCACUGACGGAUCCUGCCAGCAGUUUGUGUACGGAGGCUGUGGAGGGAAUGACAAUAAUUCCAUGACCAAGGAGGAGUGUCUUGCAAAGUGUGCUGGUGUCACAGUAAACACCAUCGAUGAUCUGUCCAGGAAUGGAGCAGAUUCCUCUGUCCCAAGUGUUCCCGGAAGGCAGGAUUCUGAUGACCUGUCCAGUGAUCUUUUCAACUAUGAAGAAUACUGCACUGCCAAGGCCGUUCCUGGGGCUUGCCGCGCAUCCUUCCCAUGCUGGUACUUUAAUGCUGAGAAGAACUCUUGUGAUAACUUCACCUAUGGCGGAUGCCGGGACAAUAAAAACAGCUACCCCUCCAAGGAGGAGUGCGUGCAGCGCUGCUUCGGCAAGCAGUUGUGUCCUGCCCUGGGCCGCACUAAAGCGGUGGUCCUGGCAGGGCUGUUCGUGAUGGUCCUGAUGCUCUUGCUAGGACCCUCCAUGGCCUGCCUGAUCAGGGUGGCGCGGAGGAACCAGGAGCACGCCCCCCGCACUGUGCGGAGCUCUGGGGACGACAAAGGGCAGCUGGUGAAGAACACUUACGUCCUGUGA
This is a messenger RNA of Lipotes vexillifer (Yangtze River dolphin), 744 nucleotides long. RefSeq names its product kunitz-type protease inhibitor 2-like. The transcript has 2 exons. The coding region runs from base 1 to 744 and encodes 247 amino acids. NCBI's taxonomy places the organism in Eukaryota, Metazoa, Chordata, Mammalia, Artiodactyla, Lipotidae. Gene Ontology annotation, molecular function: serine-type endopeptidase inhibitor activity. The record is from RefSeq and is a predicted model, not a curated record.